This is a messenger RNA of Daldinia childiae, 1437 nucleotides long. Its product is annotated as Phospho-2-dehydro-3-deoxyheptonate aldolase. Lineage: Eukaryota; Fungi; Ascomycota; Sordariomycetes; Xylariales; Hypoxylaceae. Gene Ontology annotation, molecular function: 3-deoxy-7-phosphoheptulonate synthase activity. Gene Ontology annotation, biological process: aromatic amino acid biosynthetic process. The record is from RefSeq and is a predicted model, not a curated record. Bases 1 to 1437 code for a protein of 478 amino acids. The transcript has 2 exons.
AUGGCUCCUCCUUCGGAUUGGACUCCCUCGUCGUGGCGGUCCAAGCCAAUCAACCAGCAGGCCGUAUAUCCCGACCCGGCGGCCGUGCGCCGCGCAACCUCCGAGCUGAGCCGGCUCCCUCCCGUGGUUCACCCGCAAGAGAUCGCCCGGCUCAAGGCUAGCUUACGCGAUGUUGCGCGCGGUGAGGCUUUCUUAUUGCAAGGCGGUGAUUGUGCUGAGCUGUUUGACUAUUGCCGCGCCGACGCUAUUGAGUCUAAGAUCAAACUCCUACUACAGAUGAGUCUUGUGCUCAUAUGGGGUGCCGACAAGCGUGUCGUCCGUAUAGGUCGUAUGGCCGGCCAGUACGCCAAACCCCGAUCGAGUCCGACUGAAAAGGUCGUCGACGAGAACGGAGAGACUAAAGAAGUCCCCUCGUUCCGCGGCGAUAUCUUGAAUGGCUACCACCUCGAAGAGCGUGAUUUGGACCCCCAGAGGCUUGUUAAAGCUUAUCACCACUCGGCCGCAACGCUCAACUACGUGCGAGCCGCCAUCGCUGCAGGCAUCGCAGACUUACACCGUCCUCUAAACUGGACUCUGGGCCACGUUAAGGACCCGCAGCUCAAGGCCAAGUAUACCGAGGCCGUGCGCUUCCUGCAGGACAUGCUGCGCUUCAUGCACACCAUCGGUGCAGACCGCAGCCCCAAGCUCGACACCGUCGAUCUGUACUCCAGCCACGAGGGUCUGCUACUCGAGUACGAGGAGAGCCUUACCCGACUGAUGGAAAAGCCCAUACUCCCCGGCGACGAAGAAGCAGCCCCCGAAUCAACCACGGGGGAACCGCAGAUGGAGUACUACGAUACCUCGGCGCACUUCCUCUGGAUAGGUGACCGAACGCGGCAGAUCGACGGCGCACACGUCGAGUUUUUCCGAGGCAUCGCAAACCCCAUCGGGAUCAAAGUAGGCCCCACGACACCAACGUCGGACCUGCUCGCACUACUACGAACGCUUAAUCCGUCGUGCGAGGUGGGCAAGGUAACCCUAAUCACGCGGUACGGCGCAGCCAAAGUGCGCGAGCUGCUACCGGGCCACAUCCGUGCGGUCGAGGGGUCCGAGUACCGAGGGGCGUGUAUCUGGCAGUGCGACCCGAUGCACGGCAACACGCGGUCGACGGCGUCGGGCAUCAAGACGCGGCGGUUCGGAGACAUCUUCGACGAGCUGCGCGAGACGCUAAGCAUUCAUCGCGAGGAGGGCAGCUACCUCGGCGGCGUGCACCUAGAAUUAACCGGCGAUGCCGUGACUGAAUGUGUUGGCGGUAGCGAGGGCCUCGACGAGGACGAUCUGUCUACCAACUACACCAGUUUCUGCGAUCCCCGCCUCAACGAAAAACAAGCUCUCGAGCUCACCUUCUUAGUGGCGGAUUCGUUCCGCCAAGGGAGAAAAGACCUUCUUCACCAUUAG